AUGACUCUCCUCCUUGAGAGCGGGCGGUACAACUUCGAUCACGAUUUUGAUGGCAUCCAAGUCAAGAACCAUGUCAGCGUCAUCGCGAACAUGAGGAUAAAUAGCCUCUUGGGAUGUCCACCAAAAAUGGUCCUAGCUAUUGGAAUGACAACCCUAGCGAUUCCUCCUUUUCCCUUUCAGACCGCCAAAGAUGAGAAGUCAGAAGUUAUAUUCGGAUGCAAUCUGUCCGACAAGGAACUUUGCGACUGGGUACGGCUGAGUAAGCUACAUGAGACGCCAAAUGUUCAUGUUUUUACCAUUUCGGACGACAAAUGCUUAAACAACCACCCAUAUGGAUUUCAUCCUCAUCUCCACAAAGAGUCGAACGCCAAGGACGUCCAUAUUCUUGUGGAAAGAGCCAGAGACAUGUUGAAAUCUUACGGAUUGAAUGGCUUUGAUCAAAUCUGCUUUGAUUACUUCAUUGGGCAAACAAUAAACGCCUGGACCAGUACUAUUUGUGAGCUGGCCAAGUUGCUUAGUCCCGGUGGAGCACUGUAUAUGCUCAAACACAAAGAAGAUUGGACUGGGGAAGUGGGUGCAGAUGAUACGUUCAGAGAGGCCAGGCUCAAGGUGGAAGACUUCAAGCUUGGCUCCGAACACUGGCUCUGGAAUGCGACCAAUGCUGUCCCUCCAUGCUUCUUGAAAUCUUCCGGCAACUCCUCAAUUGAAUCUCAUCUCAAGAUAUCCAUUGUCAGUACAAAGGAAAACGCCGGGCUAUUCACUAUAAAUCGAUUUCAAUCAACCACAGAUCACCAACCGGCUGCCCCUGAGAUGCUCCCACCAGCAGGGAAAAGAGAUGCUGAAUUGGCGACAUCGAAUCCAGAUGAAAAUGGUUUUGAGAUGGAGUUGGAUAUCAAGGGUGAUGGCGCCCAACAUCCAUCUGACCCAUUUUCCAAAACGUCAGCAAAAAAGAUGUUAGGCACAAGCAUCAAUACCCAGGCAACCAAACGCACAACCCAGGAAGAGACAGCAGCCAAGAAGCCAAAGACGACGAAGCAGCCAAAGACGCCAAUGAAGCCACCAACUGCCCCUAAGCUGCCAACUGCGUCCGAGUCACCAACUGCCCUGGAGUCACCAGCUGCCCCAGCUACCCCAGAGUCACCAGCUGCCCCCAAGCCACCAACUGCCUCGGCCCAGGAAGAGACGGCAGCAAGAAGCCAAAGACGACGAAGCAGCCAAAGACGCCAAUGA
This is a messenger RNA of Cylindrotheca closterium, 1230 nucleotides long. The record is from the annotation of a GenBank genome assembly. NCBI's taxonomy places the organism in Eukaryota, Bacillariophyta, Bacillariophyceae, Bacillariales, Bacillariaceae.